UCCCGGUUUUCAUCUAUAAGAGGUUUUCAUAGCUCUAAAGUAAUAAUAAUUAAUCAAUUAUUAUUGAUUAUUUUUAUCAAGAUUUACGACAACAAAAACCACCGAAAUGCAAUCCUCCACCGAAAGAGACAAUAUCGAAUUCGGUUUGCCACUGGCCUGUAGCUUUAAGCAACUUGUGAACAACGCACACCUUGCAGAUAUCCGGUUCAAGGUUGGCCAAUGCGGAGAAUUGAUUUACGCGCACAAGCUGAUCAUCGCAAUGGCCAGCGAAGUAUUUUAUACGCAGUUUUACAGGGGGUUUGCAGAAUCUCAAUGCGAUACUCUUACUAAUCCGGUUGCAAUAGACGAUAUCGAACCGGCCCCAUUUCUGGAACUACUGCGAUACAUUUAUUGCAGAGAGGUCAACAUUCUACCUGGCAACAUGUUGGAUUUAUACUACGCUUCGGAAAAGUACAUGUUGAGAAAGCUGGGUAUGAUGUGCGAGAACAAGUUCUACCUGCUGAUAAACGCAACCACCGUACUGAAGGUACUUCAGCAUAACCGACGAUAUGAGUUCCCCGCAGUUGAUACUUUGUGCUUGGAAAUGAUCCGCGAUAAUCCGCUGAAGUAUUUUAAGCAGGAAGAAUUCCUAACUCUGAGCCAGCAAGCACUGAAGCUGAUUGUCUCCAGCCCUGUGAUGAAUUGUAACAAGGACCAGUUGGUUCUGGCGAUCGAACAAUGGGAGCAGUGCAACGAAAAGACUGAAAUUGAUGUUCAGUUGCAUAAGACGUUUUGCCGAAAACUCUACUUUUAUAAUAAAUGUGCUUACAGUUCCAACAUUGACACACGUUUCGUACUAAAUCCAUUCCAGAACAAAAUCAUUGCGCUGCACGGAAUGGGCAUCUAUGUGGGCGUAGAGAACGAUUCCCCUAUGCCUAAUAGUACAGUCACUGUAAGCGUGAAUCUCAAUGGAUUCAAUAUCAAGGAGACGUUUCCAGUUUUGGAUGAAUUGAAGAUUUAUGAGAUAAUCUUUGAGAAGCAGUUGAUCGAUAAACAAUGCGAGAUCAGUGUAACAGUAGUCCAGCAAGGCUGUGAAGAGCAGUACGAAAUGUUUCAUCUUCAGGGAUGGUAUACGAUGGACGAAACAAUGGUGACGGUCGCAGGCUGUGCAGGUACACAACAUAUAGGUUACCGCCACAGCAGUUACAAUUAUGGUUCAACAUCGGUGAUCAAUUGCGUAGCAUAUUUGUUAUGUGUAAAAACAUAUGUUGAUAAACGCUGAAAGUCUGCUUGAAAAUCAGCUCCAUGGGACACCCGUAUUCUCGUUUUCGUUCGAACUGUUUUUCCAUACAAAAAAGAAGGUUCGAACGAAAACAAGAAUAUGUGUGAUUAUAAUGACUAACUGCUGUUAAUAUGCAAUGAUU
Ochlerotatus camptorhynchus is the source of this 1403-nucleotide messenger RNA. RefSeq lists its product as uncharacterized. The transcript has 2 exons. NCBI's taxonomy places the organism in Eukaryota, Metazoa, Arthropoda, Insecta, Diptera, Culicidae. The coding region runs from base 107 to 1261 and encodes 384 amino acids. Gene Ontology annotation, biological process: neurogenesis. Gene Ontology annotation, molecular function: protein binding. The record is from RefSeq and is a predicted model, not a curated record. Gene Ontology annotation, cellular component: cytosol.